Messenger RNA from Pungitius pungitius (ninespine stickleback), 671 nucleotides. RefSeq lists its product as uncharacterized. Bases 45 to 671 code for a protein of 208 amino acids. The transcript is spliced from 3 exons. The record is from RefSeq and is a predicted model, not a curated record. NCBI's taxonomy places the organism in Eukaryota, Metazoa, Chordata, Actinopteri, Perciformes, Gasterosteidae.
GGAAGGAGGAGCAGGAGGAGCAGGAGGAGCAGGGCAGGAGGAACAUGGACGUGUCUCUGCUCAGAGAGCAGUACAGGUGCAGCAGAGAGGAGCAGAGGAGACACGUGCUGCUGAGGACAGUGUCGGAGGAGCUGUCGGAGGCCGUCACUCAGGGUCUGGCGUUGCCAUGGGAACCGCUCAGGGGUUUGCCAGGGGGCGUGACCUUUGACCCCGACGCGACGGGCUGCGGAGACCCGUGGCGCGCCCACUUGGACCUCCACUUCCUUCCCGGUGUCACCGCGGAGUCGUCCCCGGAAACGACUCGCACCGACAGUUCCUUCCGACGUUCCUCGUCUUCCUCAGAGACCCGAAGCACCACGGACGAAGUCAACGCUGACCGGUCCAGAGGAGAACCAGGUCAGAGCGGUGGAUCCAGAGGGGAUCACCCCCCCGGCUCUGAUGAACGCUCCGCCCCCACCAGCAGCCUGUUUGAAGACCUGAAGGAGGAAGCCUCAGUGCUGCAGACCAGCUGCAAGGCCCCGGCCCUCAGGUUCACUAGGCAGCUGAGUCUAGGGGGGGUUGACUCCUCCAAUGGGGUCCACCAGAACCAGAACCACCACCCGUUCCCAAACAGGAAGCCCCCGAGGAUCUCGGAAGCCGCCAAAAGGCUUGGGAUGUACUCGUCCUUCUGA